Rhopilema esculentum is the source of this 2285-nucleotide messenger RNA. RefSeq names its product cryptochrome DASH. The record is from RefSeq and is a predicted model, not a curated record. Gene Ontology annotation, biological process: photoreactive repair. Lineage: Eukaryota; Metazoa; Cnidaria; Scyphozoa; Rhizostomeae; Rhizostomatidae. Gene Ontology annotation, molecular function: deoxyribodipyrimidine photo-lyase activity; FAD binding; damaged DNA binding.
CAACAGCAACAAACACAACUUCGAGAAAAACAGAAAAUCCACGUAGUGGUGGUCACGAAAAAGUGGUCACGCAACGCAACUUCAAUAAAUUAAAGGCCUUUGUGUGAUUAUGGCUAAGGCAAUGAAAAGAACAGUAAUCUAUUUCCUUAGAAAUGAUCUCAGGACGCAUGACAAUGAAUGCCUACAUUGGGCAAACAGAAAUGCAGACCACAUCAUACCACUCUAUUGCUUUGAUCCUAAUCACUUCAAAGGUACAUACAAAUUUGGUUUUCCUAAAACUGGAAAAUACAGGUCAAAGUUUCUUAUUGAAUGUGUGAAGGACUUGAAAGCAACUUUUCAAAAGCUAGGCAGUAAUCUAAUAAUUCGUCAAGAAGACCCAGUAUCUGCCAUAAAGGAGCUUGUAGACCUUUGUAGCAAAGAAGCACCAGUCACUUCAGUAGUGUACCAGAAAGAAGUAACUAGAGAGGAAAUUGAUGUUGAAUCUCAAUUAGGAACUAUGUGCAAGAAAAUGGGUAUUGAGGUAAAACCAUUUUGGGGCUCAACCCUCUUCCAUAUUGAGGAUAUUCCUUUUUCUUGCCAUGAAAUUCCAGACACUUAUACUACAUUUCGCAAAAAAGUGGAGAAUGUAACCACAGUCAGACAUAUCAUUCCUGUCCCAGAUGGACUAAAGCCCCUCCCACCUGUAAAAGGUAAUUUGGGAGAAAUACCACAUUUGUCAGAUCUUGGAGUGAAAGAUGAAAAUGUUGAGAUAGAUAGCAGGUCUGCUUUUCCGUAUUCUGGUGGAGAGACUACUGCUCUUGAAAGACUUAAUAACUACUUAUGGGAGACAGAUGCUGUUGCUACUUAUAAGAAGACCAGAAAUGGACUCAUAGGUCAGGCCUAUUCAACAAAGUUCAGUCCUUGGCUUUCUUCUGGAAGUCUUUCACCUAGAAAAAUCUACAAUGAUAUCAAACUGUAUGAGUCUACUAAAACUGCAAAUGACUCAACCUACUGGGUUAUUUUUGAACUUAUUUGGAGAGAUUACUUCAAGUUUGUCUGUUGGAAGUAUGGUGACAGAGUCUUCUACCCAUCUGGAAUUAUGGGUAGACAGGUACAGUGGAAGAAAGACAUGGACCUGUUUAACAAAUGGAGCCAAGGUUCAACUGGGGUGCCAUUUGUUGAUGCAAACAUGAGAGAAUUGCUAGAAACAGGGUGGAUGUCUAACCGCGGAAGACAAAAUGUAGCAAGUUUUCUUGUAAAGGAUCUUGGAUUAGAUUGGAGGCUUGGUGCAGAGUGGUUCGAGUCUAUGCUUCUUGACCACGAUGUUUGUAGUAACUAUGGCAACUGGAAUUAUGCUGCUGGUAUUGGAAAUGACCCAAGGGAAAACCGAAAAUUUAACAUGAUAAAGCAAGGUAUGGACUAUGAUGGCAAUGGUGAUUUUGUACGCCUCUGGGUGCCUGAACUUUCAAAUAUUAAUGAUAGUAGUAUUCAUAUGCCCUGGACUGUACCUAUUACAGAUUUAAAACAAGCAAAUUUUGAGUUAGGAAAGACUUACCCUAGGCCAGUUGUGGUAGCCCCUGAAUGGGGAAAGCACAAACACAAAGCAGGACAAAAACAAAGUCAAGGUGGAGAUCCCAAAACACAAAGGAAUCAGAGAGGCAUUGACUUUUACUUCAAGUCAGGAUCAAAUCGUAAAUGACUUUGCAAUAACUGAAAGUUUGAAGAUGUAAAAACAGUUUGUUUAUUUUCCAGUUCUAUGCCCAUUUAAUGGUUAUAUUCAAUUCUCUUUGCAUAGUUGGUUUGGUAAUUUUUCUGUUCUUGCUAUGAUAGCAGCUCUGUAAAUAGAAUUCAACUAUAAGCUAGUUUUGAUGAAGCUUUGCAACUUUUUAAAUCCAAAAAAGUUUAAGAAUAAUUAAUUCUUGGUUGUACCUCUUGAAAAUUUUUGUUUUUAUGGUAGAGGUAAUUUGUAAUAAAAGUUGUUUUAACUUUUAUGGUAGCAGUAAUUUGCAAAACAUCAUUAAUGAUCAGAAAGAAGUAAAAGACCUAUUAAGUAUCUUUGAAUCAUUUAGAUUUUUGUUCUUAUAAUUUUUGAUAUAUUAAAGCAUUUAGAAUUUUGUGUGGAAAAAGUGAGUGUACUGCUAAAACCACAAAUUUGUUUCAGUGAAGUAUGUUGGUAAUAUGUUACUUCUUUCUUUAAACUUUUUAAGUAAAAAUGCCAAAAUGUUAAUCUAAUACAAUAUAACAUAAAAUCAAAUCUUCAUAAAAUCUAUAUAUGUUGUUAUUAACUCAAUAGAAAGGAAAAAUUU